Molecule: messenger RNA, 1212 nt
Organism: Bradysia coprophila
Lineage: Eukaryota; Metazoa; Arthropoda; Insecta; Diptera; Sciaridae
Product: BTB/POZ domain-containing protein KCTD9
Biological process (GO): protein homooligomerization
Molecular function (GO): protein binding
Source: RefSeq, a predicted model, not a curated record
CCGAAUCGAGGUGUGUAUCCUUUGUUUACAUUCCUACUUUCUGACACAAAAUUGUAAUUUUUUUUAUAAAUUACGGAAAAUCAGUAAUCGCAGUGUCAUCAUUGAUUUUUCUUUUCGAAAAUAAUUUAAGUUAAAUAUGGCCGAGGCGAUGAACGAAUCAGAGACACAGGAAACUGAUAGUGACUCAAAUUGGAUCUCAUUGAAUGUAGGAGGAAAAGUGUUUCUGACCACUCUCAGCACCCUGACCAACAAGGAGCCGAAUUGUAUGCUAGCCAAAAUGUUCUCGCAAAAAUCUCUGAUAAAGCCCAGUUGCCUUCGAGAUGGGUCCUAUUUAAUAGACAGAAGUUCACAAUAUUUCGAACCGAUUAUAAACUACCUACGGCACGGACAACUUAUCCGUGAUGAUGGCCUUAGUUUAGAUGGAAUAUUGGAAGAGGCUCGGUUUUUUGGCAUUGAAAGCCUUAUACCAAGAUUGGAGGAAUUGAUUUCCAUUAGUCAUAACGCUGAUAAUAUGCCAUUGACGAGGCGAGACGUUGUUUCAUCGAUCAUUCAAACGGCAUACGUUUCCGAAUUGAGAUUCCAAGGUGUCAACUUAACUGGUGCUGAUUUAAGUAAAUUGGACUUGCGGAAUAUUAACUUUAAGUUCGCUUGCUUAUCCCGCUGUAAGCUGAAUUUUGCUAACUUAAACUAUUGUUGCUUGGAACGGGCGGACCUAUCUUAUGCUAAUUUAGAAAAUGCCCAGCUGUUAAGCGUCAAAGGAUCGUGUGCGAAUAUGGAAGGAGCUAAUUUGCAGGGAUGCAAUUUCGAAGAUCCAUCCGGUGUGUCGAAGUGUGUGUUGGAGGGAGCGAAUUUGAAAGGUGCGUGCUUAGAAGGCAGUAAUAUGGCUGGAGUUAAUCUGCGUGUGGCCAAUCUUAAAAAUGCUAACUUAAAAAACUGUAAUCUUAGAGCUGCUAUUUUAGCGGGAGCAGAUUUAGAGAGGUGUAAUCUUUCCGGGAGCGAUUUACAAGAAGCUAAUUUACGUGGUGCUAAUUUUAAGGACGCAGAGUUAGAACUGAUGCUCACUCCACUACACAUGUCUCAAGCCAUACGAUAGAAUUUAAAAAAUUUAUGAAAAUAUUUAACUGCUCGAACACACUAAUUUAUUUGAAAGUCGCAUUCGCCAUAGGAUUAUUUAUGAAUUGAAUCAAUAAAAAACAAAACGUUCCAAUAGCA